AUGUUGCACCUUGUUGGUCUCGGUCUUGCCGAUGAGACAGAUAUUACUGUCCGCGGUCUGGAAAUUGUCAAGCGUGCCGAGCGGGUUUAUCUGGAGGCAUACACUGCUAUCCUUCUAGUAGACAAGUCGAAGCUUGAAGCAUUCUACGGCCGAGAAGUCAUUGAGGCCGACCGCGAAUUAGUAGAAAGCGGCAGCGAUGAGAUCCUUGCCGGAGCAGACAAAGUAGACAUUGCAUUCCUUGUCGUCGGUGAUCCAUUCGGCGCAACAACCCACACCGAUCUCGUCCUCCGCGCCCGCGAACUCAAUAUCCAAACUAACGUCGUUCCCAAUGCCUCCAUCAUGUCCGGAAUUGGCUGCACAGGCCUCCAGCUCUACAACUUCGGCCAAACAGUCAGCAUGGUCUUCUUCCUCGACAACUGGCGUCCCGCCUCGUUCUACGACCGUGUUGCUGAGAACGUGCAGAUCGGUCUGCAUACGCUCGUCCUGCUCGACAUUAAAGUGAAGGAACAGUCAAUGGAGAACCUGGCGCGUGGUCGUCGUAUCUACGAGCCACCACGUUAUAUGACUGUUGCGCAAUGCGCGCAGCAGAUGCUGGAGGUUGAGGAGGACCGCAAGGAGGGUGUCUGUGCGCCAGAUCGCCUGGCAAUGGGAGCUGCGCGAGUUGGUGCGCCGGACCAGAAGCUGGUUGUUGGUACUUUGACCGAGCUGGCUGAGGUUGAGAUGGGCGCUCCCUUGCAUAGUCUCGUGCUCCUCGGACGGAGAACACACGAUCUUGAGAGGGAUUACAUUCGCCAGUUUGCUGUUGAUCAAGCGACCUUCGAUGCCAGUUAUGUGAAGUACUAUGGCAAGAGCUCAUAA
This is a messenger RNA of Penicillium verhagenii, 858 nucleotides long. RefSeq names its product diphthine synthase (gene dph5). Gene Ontology annotation, biological process: protein histidyl modification to diphthamide. Lineage: Eukaryota; Fungi; Ascomycota; Eurotiomycetes; Eurotiales; Aspergillaceae. The record is from RefSeq and is a predicted model, not a curated record. Gene Ontology annotation, molecular function: diphthine synthase activity. The transcript has 3 exons. The coding region runs from base 1 to 858 and encodes 285 amino acids.